This is a messenger RNA of Penicillium crustosum, 2220 nucleotides long. RefSeq names its product Zn(II)2Cys6 transcription factor. Gene Ontology annotation, cellular component: nucleus. The coding region runs from base 1 to 2220 and encodes 739 amino acids. Gene Ontology annotation, biological process: regulation of DNA-templated transcription; DNA-templated transcription. NCBI's taxonomy places the organism in Eukaryota, Fungi, Ascomycota, Eurotiomycetes, Eurotiales, Aspergillaceae. Gene Ontology annotation, molecular function: DNA-binding transcription factor activity, RNA polymerase II-specific; zinc ion binding; DNA binding. The record is from RefSeq and is a predicted model, not a curated record. The transcript has 3 exons.
AUGGCCUCAUCCCGUUCAACAGGCAAGCGCCUCCCCAUCAGCUGUCAGGCCUGCCGAACACGAAAGAUCAGAUGCUCGCGCGACGGCCGGCCAUGUCAAACCUGCGUGCGCCGCGGUCUAGGUGCCGAAGACUGCAUCUAUCUCGGCCAACCGCGGUUGUCAGCUGAGCAAUCUUCACCCGGCGACAGCGUGGUGCAAAACGAACUGCUAGCGCGAAUUCGGAACCUGGAAGGCUUGCUCCAGAAGCAAAUGAGCUCGCAUGCUGGCACUCCCACUGGUGGCGCGGUCUCGCCACUAGGUGGGACGAGUGCAGCUGGUAGUUUCUCCGAACCUGAGACAUGGGACUCCCUCGGCCCCAUGUUGGAUAAUGUUGGCACGCUUCGUACUUCUCCUUCGGGCCAUGUGCGCUAUGUGCCAUUGGCCUCGCAGUGGGAGUCGUUAGUGGCGAAGAGCCCCGCUGCGGAGUGUUUGCCGAAUUUAGAUUCGGAUAUCGCGGAUGAUGAUGAUGAUUUGCAAAUCCCCUUGGCUCGGAAUGGGAGUAUCUCGCGGGCUGAGCUGUUGUCGAUUCUACCGCCGGGCCGGUAUUGUGAUACUCUCAAGGAUGUCUAUUUUCAGGUCUUUUCCUCGGUUUUUCAUAUUCUUCACGAUCUGACGUUCGAAGCCGAGUAUCAGCAUUUCUGUCAUGAUCCCGGAAGUGUGUCUACCUCCUGGCUAGCUUUGCUAUUCGCCAUUUUAGCAAUCGCUGUAAGCGCUCUCGAUGAUGAUCAUCCUUUAUUGUCUGAUCUGGGCCGGGAGCGAACGGUCAGUCGAAAUAUCAAAGUGCUGUCAGCACGGUAUCGAUCUGCCGCGUUACGGUGCCUCGCUGCCGAUGGGGUGAUGUCCCGACAUUCGAUCAACUCAUUACAAGCUUUAGUUCUGAUAAAUUAUGCCCGAGUUCACCGUGGUCUGCCGAUCUGGACAUUGCUAGGAUUUACACAUCAUGUUGCAAUAUCAAUGGGUUGCCAUUUAGACCCGGAGCGGUUUACUCUGGGGCCAAUUGAGCGAGAAGAGCGACGACGAGUCUGGGCCGGGCUAAUGAUGCUAUAUACCAUCCAAAACACAGCAUUUGGGAGUCUCGACCAGCAUAGUCUAACGCAGGACGUGAAAAUGCCUGCGGACAUUGACGACGUUGACCUGCUCACCAGCCCUAGCUUGAAAAGGCCAGCACCCUCAACAUUCCCCCGCCCAACGCAGAUGACCUACCUUCUUUUGAAUUUCCGACUUUACAAAAUCUCCUCGAAGAUUUGUGAGACAAUAUUCAGCUACCCAAGUACAUCCCGAUUCACUACCUCACACCUGGAAGCGGAAAUCAUAUCUGUCCGUGAAAUGGUCGAGGCUCGCUAUGCUCUCGAUACAAAUAAUCCUCUACCCAUUCAACACCAAGCCAACCACCACAUCCUCUACAGCCAGAUCCAUCAGCUUCUUCUCCUUCUUCUCCGCCCUAGUCUCUGCCGCUACCUACAAGGCGAGAUUACACCUGAAACUUGCUCUACAAGGGCAAAGUGCAUCGCGUCCGCCAAGGCUUCACUUUCCAUCUUUGAAACGCUCCUCGAGACACCAUCUUUCAAACCCUACAAAUGGUACACCAGCGGACUAGGCAGUUUCCACGCAUUCCACGCUGCGGUCACACUAGCCGUCAUCCUGCUCAUUCCCGAGGGCCAGUCCGAGUACGAAGAGAUCAAAGACAUCCUCGAUCGAGCACUAGACAUGUUCGCCUCGCUCUCAGUCCGCAGUGUCUUCUGCAGCAAGGCCGUCCCCAUAAUUCGACAGAUGAUCGACGUCGCCUCGACAAAGUACAACCCUCAAUCACCCACUCACUCUCAAUCCCACCUCCAAGCCCAGGCCCAAGUCCAUGCUCAAGUGCAAGCCCAGGUUCAACACCAACAGAACCAACAAAACCAAGCCAAUAUCCAAUCCCAGUCUCACAAUCACCUCCUACCAAGCAUUCAGAUCCCACUCUCAAUGCCAAACCUCUCCCCAGGGAUGACAAUGCAGGAUAACUAUGCAAUCUCGCACCCGCACUCGCAAUCUGGAUCGCCAGUGCCGACUAUUGCAUCGACUUCCAGUGAGCACACCAUGCAUUCUAGCUUCGGACCGAUGCAUCCGCAGAAUUGGAUUGGGCCUAAUUCUAUUCCGUGGGAUUCGUUGGGGGCUACGAAUGGGGGUUAUGGAUUCGAUUAG